Molecule: messenger RNA, 2112 nt
Organism: Ochotona princeps (American pika)
Lineage: Eukaryota; Metazoa; Chordata; Mammalia; Lagomorpha; Ochotonidae
Gene: HEPACAM
Product: hepatic and glial cell adhesion molecule
Exons: 7
Coding region: 387-1643 (418 amino acids)
Source: RefSeq, a predicted model, not a curated record
GGCUGGGACCCAAGGUCCAGUUGAAUGCACAUCCCAGCGCAGCACCCUCACUGAGCCCAGAUCCUCUUCUGCUCCAGGAGUGAAACUGGAUAUAGAACUGCGGGGUCACCACUGCCACCCCCUCCCAUGCUGGAACCGCCAUUGGAAAUUACCUCCUAAGCAGAUCCCAUAUUCCUUCCUAGGGAUGUAGAGCUGGGAAAAUAGAAAAUGCUAAGUCUGAGAGAGGGGAAAGAACCAGUCCAGCAACACACAGAGCCCUGUGUAUUCAGAGGGAAGUUGGCAGAGCUGUGUUAGGACAGCGAAACUCUGAGUGGUACAAAGGGACGUGCCCAGAGUGGAGAAAUCAUGCUAAUUGUCUGCACCAGAGCUGGAGAACGCCACCCAAAAUGAAGAGAGAAAGGGGAGCCCUUUGCAGAGCCUCUGGGGCCCUGCGCCUCGCUCCUUUUGUCUACCUUCUUCUGAUCCAGUCAGACCCCCUUGAGGGGGUGAACAUCACCAGCCCGGUGCGCCUGAUCCGCGGCACAGUGGGCAAGUCGGCCCUGCUCUCCGUGCAGUACAGCAGCACCAGCAGCGACAAGCCUGUAGUGAAGUGGCAGCUGAAGCGGGACAAGCCAGUGACCGUGGUGCAGUCCAUCGGCACGGAGGUCAUUGGCACUCUGCGGCCAGACUACCGAGACCGCAUCCGCCUGUUUGAGAACGGCUCGCUGCUGCUCAGCGACCUCCAGCUGGCCGACGAGGGCACCUACGAGGUUGAGAUCUCCAUCACUGAUGACACCUUCACUGGGGAGAAGACCAUUAACCUCACAGUAGAUGUGCCCAUUUCAAGGCCACAGGUAUUAGUGGCUUCGACCACAGUGCUGGAGCUCAGCGAGGCUUUCACCCUGAACUGCUCGCACGAGAAUGGCACCAAGCCCAGCUACACCUGGCUGAAGGACGGCAAGCCCCUGCUCAACGACUCGCGGCUGCUGCUGUCCCCCGACCAGAAGGUGCUCACCAUCACCCGCGUGCUCCUGGAGGAUGAUGACCUGUACAGCUGUGUGGUGGAGAACCCGAUCAGCCAGGGCCGCAGCCUGCCCGUCAAGAUCACAGUGUACAGAAGAAGCUCCCUCUAUAUCAUCCUGUCUACAGGAGGCAUCUUCCUCCUUGUGACCUUGGUGACAGUGUGUGCCUGCUGGAAACCCUCCAAAAAGUCUAGGAAGAAGAGAAAGCUGGAGAAACAAACCUCCCUGGAAUACAUGGAUCAGAAUGAUGACCGUUUGAAAUCAGAAGCAGAAACCCUCCCGCGGAGUGGAGAGCAGGAGCGCAAGAACCCCAUGGCCCUGUACGUUCUGAAGGACAAGGACUCCCCGGAGCCGGAGGACAGCCCUGCGCCAGAACCUCGGAGCACGCCAGAGCCCGGCCCGCCCGGCUACUCCGUGUCGCCCACGGUGCCGGGCCGCUCGCCGGGGCUGCCCCUCCGCUCGGUCCGCCGUUACCCGCGCUCGCCAGCCUGCUCGCCAGCCACCAGCCGGACGCACUCAUCGCCGCCACGCGCCCCGAGCUCGCCGGGCCGCUCGCGCAGCGCCUCGCGCACACUGCGGACUGCGGGCGUGCACAUGAUUCGUGAGCAGGACGAGGCCAGCCCGGUGGAGAUCAGCGCCUGAGCCGCGUGCGGACCCCGGGAGGCGCGAUUGCGGGGCGCGGGGAGGGCCCCGCACCUACGGCGGCGCGAACGGUGUGAGCAUGCACGGGUGGGUGCGGCGGGCUGGCGGAGAGUCGAUCUGGUGGGGUGUUCUCGGUGGGUAAGGAUUGUGCCUUCUUAGGAUCGUAUAGAGUUUUAAAUUUUGAGCCCAAAUUCCCCCCAAAAGUUUUCCGGACACUAACACCAAUAACCCUAAACCUGUCCUGGCUCUGUCCAGCAAAGAACUCGUGUGAUUUCCCCCCAAACCUCGCCUCCCAAGGGGCACGUUUGAGGAGCCCAGAUUAUAUUAUUCCCAAAAGUACAUUCCCACUCACUGCACUUUGCAGACAGCGAGUGGGGAACUGCUUUUUUCACCCCUCGCAUUCAUGCCUUCUCCCUAGUUUGCUCACAAAAUAAGCUUUUCAAGCAAUCAUUACACCUUCUUCCAACUG